Messenger RNA from Lodderomyces beijingensis, 1233 nucleotides. The record is from the annotation of a GenBank genome assembly. Lineage: Eukaryota; Fungi; Ascomycota; Pichiomycetes; Serinales; Debaryomycetaceae.
AUGAACGCAAGUGCAGCUGGUACAGCCGCUUUUGCUUUUAUAGCAUUUGUGCUGUUAAUUCCUCCCUUUGCAUGGCAUGUCAAAUGCGCCAACAUUCCUGCGAUCCUAUUGAUGUUCUGGUUGAUGUUGAUCAACAUCAUUUGCUUCAUAAACACCAUGAUUUGGAGUGGGGAGAACUUUAGCGAAGUAUACGAUGGACAAGGCUGGUGCGACGUCACCAUUAAGCUAGAAGUUGGCGCCAACAUUGGCAAAUUGUGCGCGAUUGCCUGUCUCGCGAUGAAUUUGUACAUGAUUCUAUGUGCCAAGCACCCCGUGUUCAUGGACUCCAAGAACUGGAGAAAGAAAGCUAUCGACUUGUCGAUUUGUCUUGUUUUCCCCAUCUUCAUGAUGGCGGUCAACUACGUGAUUCAGGCAAAGAGGUACACCAUUUUCAGGUAUCGUGGAUGUGUGGCUACCUAUUCGUACACUGGCGCCACCAUCGGGUUGUAUUUGGUUUGGCCCAUCGUUUGGAGCGCCGUCGCUGCUAUAUUUGCCGUGUUGACGUUAUACAAGUACUUGCAAAAAAGAAAAGACGUCAAGGAUAUCUUGUUGUGCACAAACUCGGGUCUCAACCUUAAGCGGUUCGCUAGACUUUUGAUCUUCAGUUUGUUGAUUAUAUUCGCAAUGACGCCGCUUUCGAUUUACUACUUUGUCGAUUCCGUCAAGUACAUCCAGGGUCCGUUCAGUUGGCUGCAGACCCACGAUGACAAUUGGGGCGAGAUCGACUUUUACGAUUUUGGUUUUGCCACCAUGAUUGAUAAGCUGGUCAAUGCGGCCUUGUCAAUCAUUGCGUUCUUGUUAUUCGGGCUAGGUACAGAUGCCGUUGGAAUGUACAAGGCCCAGUUUAGAAAAGUGCAUCCGAAAUCGCACCUGGAGCCAUUGUCUAAGCAGAGCACCUACGUCCAAAACGGCUCGCCUACAAAGAUGAACUCGAACAAGUCUCAAUUUAGCGAAAGCACAAACUAUAGCGAGCCCACCAUGCAUGAGUUUAGUGAUUUCCAUGACGUCAUUCGCGAGUUUGGCAACCAUGAUGAUGAUGAUGAUGAUGAUGAUGAUGAGAAGGGCAGUGAGACAGGAGAGAUAACAAAGACAACAGAAUACCCACAAGAGGAUACCAUUGGAGUGAUUGAUGUCGAUGAAAAGAAUCUAAAUGCUGAUUUCGUUUACACCUACGAAGUGAAGCAAAAGGUCUAA